Messenger RNA from Humulus lupulus (European hop), 1671 nucleotides. RefSeq lists its product as uncharacterized. The transcript is spliced from 2 exons. The record is from RefSeq and is a predicted model, not a curated record. The coding region runs from base 1 to 1671 and encodes 556 amino acids. Lineage: Eukaryota; Viridiplantae; Streptophyta; Magnoliopsida; Rosales; Cannabaceae.
AUGGUUCAAUCCACAGUCCAGUUUGGGGGACUAUCCACUGAAGACCCAAACAUGCAUCUCUCUAACUUCAUGGAGCUCUGUCAGACAUUUAAGAUGAAUGGAGUUAGUGAUGAUGCUAUCAGACUUAGAUUGUUCCCAUUUUCUCUGAGGGAGCGAGCUAAGAGUAGGUUGGUAUCUUUGCCACCUAACUCAAUCAAUACAUGGAAUGAUCUAGCACUGAAGUUCCUCUCCAAGUUUUUCCCUCCAGCUAAAGCAGCUAAAUUGAGAGGAGAGAUCAAUAAUUUUUCUCAGUUGGAUAAUGAGUCUCUUUAUGAAGCUUGGGAGAGAUUCAAAGAAUUGAUAAGAAAGUGCCCACAUCACGAAAUAGAGAAAUGGAUGCUAGUCCAUAAUUUUUAUAAUGAGUUGUGUGGUACUACUCGCACACUCAUUGAUGCAGCAGCUGGUGGUGCGUUUAUGAGAAAGAGCACCAAUGAGGCAUAUGACUUGUUGGAAGAAAUGGCCAUGAAUAAUCAGCAGUGGCCAAGUGAAAGAAGCUCUUCAAGGAAAGUGGCCGGUAUGUAUGAAGUGGAUGCAAUUUCGAAAUUGACUGCUCAAGUUGAGGCCUUAACUAAGCAAUUGCAAGGCAAUAUAAUAGCAGCUCCAGUGCAACAGGCCCAGACUCUGUGUGAAGUAUGUGGGGGCCCUCAUGCAUAUGAACAGUGUCAGUAUGCUGAUGUAAACAACAUGCCUAUGGAGCAAGCUCAAGCUAUUGGGAAUUUUCCUCAACAGAGCAACAAUAACCCUUAUUCCAAUUCCUUCAAUCAAGGGUGGAGGAAUCAUCCCAAUUUUUCUUGGAAGAAUGAUCAGCAAGGCCAAUCUUCAAACCAACAACAGUCAUUCCAACAACAGCCACAGGGGUUCUUUCAGCCGAGAUUAAGGCAGCAGCAACAACCUCAACCGCCCACUCAUCAUCAACAACAACAAAAUUCUGGUGGAAAUUCUAAUGCUCAGUCAGAUGUGUUAAACCAAUUCAUGACUGAAACUCGGUCUUCUAUUAGAAAUCUGGAGACCCAAAUGGGACAAUUGGCUACUCUCAUGGCUAAUUGUGCUCAAGUUAACCUUCCUAGCACCACUGAAGUCAAUCCAAAAGAAGAGUGCCAGGCUAUUACAUUGAGAAGUGGGAAGAAAUAUGAAGAGCCAAGUGUGGAGCAGUCAGAUGAAGACAAGGUUCAAGAUCAACAAGCACAGGGCACAGUGGAAAAGAAGCAAGGUGAAAACAAGGUUACUGAAUACCGCCCAACCAAAGAAGCUACACCACAAGUGAGCAUAGAUCACCACAUCAAGAUUCCCUACCCACAAAGGCUCCGCAAGAACAACCUUGAUAAGCAAUUCUCAAAGUUCCUUGAAAUAUUCAAGAAACUACAUAUCAAUAUCCCGUUUACGGAGGCCUUGGAGCAAAUGCCAAGAGUUGAUGUGGAGAAUGAUUGUCAAGAAUCAAUUGGUAAAAAGAAGAAGAAGACCAAAGAACGAUUUCGAACAGUUCGACAUCGUAUGAAAAGAUUAUUGUGUGGCAAGUUUCAAGGUUUCGAUGACAUUGGGGAUAAUUUCAAUAUUCUCAACAGUAGAAGGGAAUUUUCCUCGUAUGACACGAUGGCUCUCAAGGAUGCAAGGGGUGGACUUGACCCAAGUUGA